Molecule: messenger RNA, 1125 nt
Organism: Panicum virgatum (switchgrass)
Lineage: Eukaryota; Viridiplantae; Streptophyta; Magnoliopsida; Poales; Poaceae
Product: putative cyclin-dependent kinase F-2
Exons: 1
Coding region: 1-1125 (374 amino acids)
Biological process (GO): protein phosphorylation; intracellular signal transduction
Cellular component (GO): cytoplasm; nucleus
Molecular function (GO): MAP kinase activity; ATP binding
Source: RefSeq, a predicted model, not a curated record
AUGGCAGGUGUGGUGGCGCUGCAGCGCGAGGAGGGGCACCCGGAGGAGCCGCCGCCCGAGGAGAACAAGGCGGCGGCGGCCCCCUGCCCCUGGUCGGCUGCGGUGGCGAAACGGUACGAGCGCCGCGAGAAGCUGGGCCAGGGCAUGUUCGGCGACGUGUACAGAGCGUGGGACCGCGUGGACGGGCGGUUCGUCGCCGUGAAGAGGCUCGCCGGGAGGACCGGCGGCGGCUUCGUGCAGGCGGGCAUCCGCGACUUCGCGCGGGAGGCCAUGUCCCUCGCGGCGUGCCGCGGCCACCCGGCGGUCGUCGAGCUCCUGGCCACCUACGCCGACAGCGCCCGCGGCGACGGCGACUGCUUCCUCGUCACGGGGUACGCCGGGCCUGUGAACCUGCGCCAGUACAUGGCGCUCCGCCGCCGGGAGGGCCCGCCGCUCGACGAGGACGAGGUGCGCGACGCCAUGCGCCAGCUCCUCGCCGGCGUGAAGCGCGCGCACGGGGCCGGCGUGCUGCACAGGGACGUCGUCCCCGAGAACGUGAUCGUCGGCCAGGAGGACGUGAUCGCCGCCGGCGACGUGCUCGUCGGGAGGAAGAAGAUGGUCUACAAGAUCUGCGGCUUCGGCAUGUCUGAGCCGGCGGCGCAGGCGGAGAAGGACGGCUCCGGGCCGCUGGCGUCGCCGGCCCCGUACCGCGCGCCGGAGCUCUUCCUGUCCUCCAAGGACUACGACGGGCGGGUGGACACGUGGGGGCUCGGCUGCAUCAUGGCGGAGCUCCUCGCCGGCACCGGCGAGCCGUUCUUCGGCGGCAAGCUGGACACCGAGGUCUUCGAGAGGAUGCUGCGCGUGGUCGGCGCCAAGGGCAUCGUCACGUGGUCCGGGCUGGAGAGGGUGGCGGCGAGCGAUCGGGCGGACUACCUGCGGAAGCACUGCCGGAAAGAGCGCGGCUGCCUGCGGGAGGUGUUCCCGAGGGAGGUGCUGUCGCCGGCGGGCUUCGAGGUCUUGAAAGGGCUGCUGCGGAGCAACCCGGAGCGCAGGCUCACGGCCGCGGCCGCGCUCCGGAAGCCAUGGUUCCGGCGCCCUGGCUUCGGAGGCUGCUUCGGGCCUUGUGGUGGAGGCGCCUCUCCUUAG